Schistosoma curassoni is the source of this 375-nucleotide messenger RNA. The record is from the annotation of a GenBank genome assembly. Lineage: Eukaryota; Metazoa; Platyhelminthes; Trematoda; Strigeidida; Schistosomatidae.
AUGUCAUAUUCAACGACUAUUGAUGAUAUAUGUAAUGCUGUAAAAAAUUUACCAUCAUUAAAAAAUAUCAUCACUAUGGUAGUAGUAGUGGUGGUGUGUGGUGAUGAUGAUGAUGAUGAUGAUGGGGGUCGUGGGAAAUUGGAUAUCGGUAUAAGUUGUGAUAUAAAAGCUGGUUAUUCUAUAGAACAACAAAAUAUAAUAGAAGUAACACUUAGUUCAUUGAAUGAUCAAGUUCGAAUUGGUCCAGAUGGUAGAGAAGAUUCAUUUAUUCAUGAAUUAGCUAGAAAUUUAUCUAAAGAAGCUUAUUUAGCUGCAUCAACUAAUUUAAAAUUACGUAAAGAUAAUUUGAAACUAUUCAAUAGUGGAGUGACAUGA